Messenger RNA from Cyclospora cayetanensis, 852 nucleotides. RefSeq names its product UBX domain-containing protein 1-A. Lineage: Eukaryota; Apicomplexa; Conoidasida; Eucoccidiorida; Eimeriidae. The record is from RefSeq and is a predicted model, not a curated record. The transcript is spliced from 6 exons. Gene Ontology annotation, molecular function: protein binding. The coding region runs from base 1 to 852 and encodes 283 amino acids.
AUGGGCUUCAGCGAGGCGCGCGCUGGUCGGGCCUUGCUGGCGACUAAGGAUGGCUCUGCUACAUUGGAGGCGGCCUUGGCGUGGCUGGAGGAGCACGAGGACGACUCUGGCAUUGACGAACCCCUUACCGUAGAAGAGCUAGCUGCACGCAAAUCCGCUGAGAAGACUCCCCUUACAGAAGAGGAGGCGCAGCGCCGUGCCUAUGAACUGCAAAAGAAGCUAAGAGAGGAACGCGUCAAGAGGGAGAAGCAGGAGGCAAUCGAGAAGGAGCGUUUGCGGAUGCAGCAAUCGAAGGCGCUUCUAGAGCAGCAAGCAAGGCUGGAGGAGGAGACUAGGAAGCGCGCCAUUCUGCAGCUUCAGAAAGAAAAGGAGGAGGCUAAGAAGGAGCGCGAACGCCAAAGGGAAUUACUCCGUCAGGAUUACCGAGACCGGUUUGGCUGCGAGAUGCCAGAGGAUACCUCUCCGGCAGAUGCCGAGGAUAGAAUUGCUAAGAUGAGCGCCAAGGAGAAGGUGGCUUUCUACAGCAACGCGUUGCUUAAGAACUACAGAAAAGAGGAUCCGCAGAAGCUCCUUGUUUGCCUUACGACCCUUCGGGUUUACGCGAUUAACGCCAAAGACAACCCAACUGAACCAAAAUACCAUCGUAUCAGGCAAGGGCUCUGCUCUCCCCAGAAAGAGAACGCGGCAUUUAAAUCACGGGUGCUGCCCUGCGAAGGGGUACUGCAACUUCUCGACGCCUGUGGCUUCAAAGACCAGGGCGAUGCUCUGGUGAUUGAGGGACAACCAGAUGGCUUUGUGUUAGCUCAGGCGGUGAAGUUCUUUGAUCUGUUGAUUGGCCAGCUCCGCUCUUGA